Molecule: messenger RNA, 2243 nt
Organism: Microcebus murinus (gray mouse lemur)
Lineage: Eukaryota; Metazoa; Chordata; Mammalia; Primates; Cheirogaleidae
Source: RefSeq, a predicted model, not a curated record
CAGGGAGCAGCAGGGUAUGCCAAACAUACCUUAACUAAAGCAGUGCCAGCCAAGGUAUGAGCACGGCUAUACUAAUCCCUCUUUUGCUUUUCAUUUUAACGCUGCUUGUAAGAAUCGAGAGAAAUGGAAUUGCAAUACUGUUUGUUCAAAACCAAUCUGUGCUAGUUUAAGUUUCCUUUCCACUCCCCAAUAAUUCCCUUUGUGUUAUUCUGUGUGCAUCGAAAGCCACCAUUUUUAGCUCGUAAUCACUUGAAUUCUGAACACCCACCGACCUAUAUAGUCAAUACGCUGCCAGUCCUUUGCAAGCGAGGUUCUCGGGAUGGCUGGGGUGUCUUUAGGUUUCAUAGUCUAGGGAGGACGCGUACGCGGGAUGGGGUAGACACGGAAGAAAGGGAACGAGCCGCAAAUGUCCACCCCGCCCAGCCCCGCAGGUUUGCGUGUGCGCCACGGCCCGGGGCCCCGCUGCGCUCCCCACGCGCGCUGCGCUCGCUCGGCCCGGGGAAGGGAACCGGGGAGGGAACCGGGGAAGGGAACCGGGAAGGGAACCCGCGUGGUGCGGCGCCGGCGCCCGCAGCCUCGCAGUGCGCUUGCUUUGCAGGGCAUGCCCCCGCUCAGCCCCGAGAAGCCCGCCCUGUGCGCCGGCUGCGGGGGCAAGAUCUCGGACAGGUACUACCUGCUGGCCGUGGACAAACAGUGGCACCUGAGGUGCCUGAAGUGCUGUGAAUGUAAGCUGGCCCUCGAGUCCGAGCUCACCUGCUUCGCCAAGGACGGCAGCAUUUACUGCAAGGAGGAUUACUACAGAAGGUUCUCUGUGCAGAGAUGUGCCCGCUGCCACCUUGGCAUCUCCGCCUCCGAGAUGGUUAUGCGCGCCCGGGACUCCGUCUACCACCUGAGCUGCUUCACCUGCUCCACCUGCAACAAGACCCUGACGACGGGCGACCACUUCGGCAUGAAGGACAGCCUGGUGUACUGCCGCGCGCACUUCGAGGCGCUGCUGCAGGGCGAGUACCCGCCGCCGCUGAGCUACACCGAGCUGGCGGCCAAGGGCGGCGGCCUGGCCCUGCCCUACUUCAACGGCGCGGGCACGGUGCAGAAGGGGCGGCCCCGGAAGCGGAAGAGCCCGGCCCUGGGGGUGGACAUCGUCAGUUACAACUCAGGUUGUAAUGAGAACGAGGCGGACCACUUGGACAGGGACCAGCAGCCUUACCCGCCCUCUCAGAAGACCAAGCGCAUGCGGACUUCCUUCAAGCACCACCAACUGCGGACCAUGAAGUCCUACUUCGCCAUCAACCACAACCCGGACGCCAAGGACCUCAAGCAGCUCGCCCAGAAAACAGGCCUGACCAAGAGAGUUUUGCAGGGAGAACAAAUCUUGGGGCAUUACAGCCAAACAUCCCGACGUUUGAAAAUUCCCUAAAGUAUUAAAAGAAGGGGAAAAGUUUGAUCGGAAAUCCACUGCAGUGAAGACAAAGACACUAUUAGGUUAUGAUAAUCAUACAUUUAAAAAUUUAUUGAGCCAAAAGAGAGAGCGAGAGAGAGAGAAAGAGAGAGAGAGAGAGACUUAAAUGUCAUUUAUUGAAUGUUAACAAAGCUUGUGUUCUUUAUGGUGUCUAACACAAAUGAAGGCUUAAAAUUAUGUGGUUUAAAACAAAGUUAGACAAACCUUGUAUAAACCAGAGCAACCUGGCAGUAAUAUGCCCACCCCAUAUUUGAAGAAAAAUUUUACUGAAAAAAAAGAUUCCACACAUUUGUCAAGCACAAAUAGUUGUAAAAUAAAGUCCAAAAAACAUUCAUUUCACCUGCUUGCUAAUGUGUAUUAGUCCUGUUAAUGGCAUUUUCCAAUUGUAAAUUCAAAGAAAAGCUAUCAUUCAUUUAAGAGUAUAGGGAUCAAAAUCCAGUAAUUUUAGUAUCAUUGUUUAUUACUUCCUUUUUAAACAGAAAUCUCUGCAUGCACUUUCACCUCUAGUGUACAUCUCUGUAUGAUGACUUAUCUUUGCUGUUCCUUGUAUGAUAAAUAGCUUUCAUUAAUAAACAUUUUAUUUGAUGCAAACAUAGUUAACUUUAUGUUAAAUACACUGUUGAAAUUAAUUUUGAACACUGUCUUAAAGAGGCAGCCCAGAACAUUUACAACUUGCUAUGAAAAAAUCUAAACGUUAGAACAAGGUUAAAUUUUAGUAAUCAUGGAUAAAAUGACUUACUUGGUUUUUAACUUUUCAUGACUUAAUUUUCAUUAGUUGUAUUCA